Messenger RNA from Pseudozyma hubeiensis SY62, 2898 nucleotides. RefSeq lists its product as hypothetical. The record is from RefSeq and is a predicted model, not a curated record. Gene Ontology annotation, cellular component: transcription factor TFIIIB complex. Lineage: Eukaryota; Fungi; Basidiomycota; Ustilaginomycetes; Ustilaginales; Ustilaginaceae. Gene Ontology annotation, biological process: RNA polymerase III preinitiation complex assembly. Gene Ontology annotation, molecular function: TFIIIC-class transcription factor complex binding. The coding region runs from base 1 to 2898 and encodes 965 amino acids. The transcript has a single exon.
AUGUCGUCGCGUAUCGAAAAGGGUGGUGCUCGGUUCAAGCCCUCCAUCGUCCCGAGGAAGUCAACAGGAGGAGCUGCCACAAGUGGCGGAACACCAGUGACCGCUUCACCGCAAGCGGCACUUCCUACACAACAACCCACUCCAAGCUCCUCCAGUGGUCCCCCUCCAUCUCCCUCGCUUACUCCCGUAGUCACAGCCCGACACUCGCGCCCACCAUCCGUUCGCAGCAAAGAUUCGGCCGUCGCCCCUACUGCAAUUCCGCCGUCGGUCUCACAACCAUCUGCGACGCAAGCUGGCUCGUCCAAGAGCUAUGCCUUCAAUGUCUCUCCUUCCAUCAUCAACAAGCCAGGUGCCAGCACGACUACUCGCACCAGCGUCACCGCCGGGCAGACCUCAUCCAGCGCUUCCAAAGCGAAGCCUGUGUUCCGCAGACCAUCCGUCUCGAAACCUCGUCCAGGCUCCAGGGCGUCCCUCACUCCGGCGCCAAACUUUGCGCACCCUCCCGCACCUGCGUCACAGCCCUUGCAGCCGCUAAGCGAGCACGCGACACGCACCGAUAUUCCUCCCAGUGUCGGCGGCGCUGCAAGCGACACAGUUUCAGAGGUAGCUCCGGCUCGUGCCGACGCGACCCGGGUUCCGCUCCAAACCGAUCUCAUCAUCGACAAGGCUUCCCAGCCUGAUCCUCUGCAAGUGCCGCUCCGAUCUAGCAGGUCAAGAGGUGCAAGCACUACGCAGGCCGAGGUCACGACCGCUAUAAAAGAGAGUGCCUCUCAACAGGAAACCGCGCCAUCCUCGCGUUCUCAACGUAGGGCAGCGGUGACUGCUGCUGCGCCAUCGGCCCCUCUGACCGAGCUGAACGGGACCGCCAAUCCUGUUUCCUCGUCCAGGAAAGGAAAGGCGCGCGAAAUCUCACAGACGAGCAAAGCGGGAGACGGCCUCGCAUCGGCGCAAGGUGUCAAGGCUGGAUCGCAGGCUGCUGGUACGGCUGCGCUGGCCACCGAUGCCGAAAAAGCUGCGAGUGCAGCCCAACGUAGACUCGAUGCGGCUGCUCGUCUGCAAAAACGCCGACUCAAGCGCAAAGAGCUCUCCUCUGGGAAGCCCAGGCGUCCUCUAUCCGCCUACUUGCUCUUCGUCAAUUCGGUGCGCUCGCAAAGACAGACUCAAAAUCCGGACAUGCCCCUCACAGAGCUCACAGCCGAGAUAGCCGCCGAAUGGCGUGAGCUCGAGCCUGCGCAACGAACCAAAUGGGAAGCAGAGGCUUCCUUGCUGCGCCAGCAGUACGACACGGCCCUCGACGCCUGGAAGCUUGCACACCCAGAGGGCGUAUCGCUUGGUCCCGAGGACGAGAGCGAUAUGGAGACGACGUCGGAAAUCGACGAGGAUGGCGAACCCAUCCGUCGCAAGAAGCGUCGCAUCACUGCGUCUCGUAAGCCACACACCGUUUCGGACGAUGAGGAAGAGUAUCGCAAGCAGGUAUUUCACGAAGGUGAACAGCUCGCAUCCAGCCGCAUCGAUCCGGAAAACAUCACCAUGGCCGACAUCAGCACGGCCGACUACAGGAAAGGUCGCGCUGGUCCACGGACCUUCGAAGCGGAUCGCGUCUACAAGAGGCUGGUACAUGACAGACGCGCAGCUGCCAAGUCGGCGCUGCUCGGCGAGCACGUGUUGGGCGAGAAAGUCAACCACGCUUCGCCGUCGCCCGCGCCAGCCGCAAACAUCAUCCGAACGGCCAACGGCGUUCCCGUCGCCACGGGUGCUGAAGAGGCGCUUCAGGGUGAAGAAGAAGUCGUCGGAGAGCAGACGGGAGAAGAGGACGAGGACAAGGACGAGACUGACGCAGACGGAACCACGGACGGAGAGGGUGUCUCGAGCAGUCGUCGCGCACGCAGAAGGCGUGAACCAUCGGUCGCCGCCACGGAAGUAUCGUUCCGCGAGAACCGCUUUGCUGUUCAGACGCGUAUCGUAGACGGCAAGAUUGUGCUCGACGAGACUUCCCUUUUUGCCAACUACGGCAACGGCGAGGAGGAUCGAGAUAAUAUGGAGGUCGUCGACGAACGAGAGGGGGACCGUUUCGUCAACGCUUCCACCUACUCACGCAAGCUCGGCAGGAACAAGAAAUGGUCAGCGGACGAGACGGCCAAAUUUUAUCGAUGUCUGCAGCAGUGGGGUACUGAUUUCGAGAUGAUCGCUCGCCUCUUUCCCGGUCGGGACAGGGUGAUGAUCAAGAAGAAGUUCAACGUGGAAGAGAAGAGCAACGCAAAGCUGGUCGACGAGGCGCUCACAAAUUCGGUGCCCGUCAAUCUCGAAGCGUACGCACAGGCCAUUGGUGUGGACCUUUCGGGUCCGCCGCCCGAAAUCAAAGCUGAUCUGCACGACAUUGAGUCGCUGGCUGCCGCCGCUGCAGCGACGGCGGUGGAUGUGGCCGUCAAGAAGCGUGAGGGCACUGCGACCGCCUCUAGCCGCAAAGGUGACCGUAGCGACGCCGAACAAGACGAUGGUGACGACGGCUACGAGUACGAAGAGGUGGUCGAGAUCGACGACGAUGGCAACGAACAGGUGAUCCGUCGCAGGCUGGGCAAGAAGCCGGGUCGCAAAGGCAGCAAAAAGAAGCGCAAUUCGACAAGAACUCACUCGACUUCUACGCCUGCGCCCUCUGCACCCGAACCAGCGUCAGAGCCCGUUGCGUCGGCAAUUGGCACCCACUCCGCGGCGAUUGAUGCAACCGAAGCGAAUCCAAGCACCGGUGCCAAGGCCAGGUCUACCAAGUCGAGCGGACCGCCUUCGAUCGGGAGCCGCAAAAGCACCAGAGCCACACGAAAGCGCGCCGCUUCCAUCAACAGCAGCAAAGAGGCUCCAGGAGACGGCAGAGAAGUUGAAGAGAUUGUUGGCGAGCUAUGA